Molecule: messenger RNA, 1730 nt
Organism: Clunio marinus
Lineage: Eukaryota; Metazoa; Arthropoda; Insecta; Diptera; Chironomidae
Source: the annotation of a GenBank genome assembly
AGUGUCACCCUGUCUAGAUUUCUUAUCUCCCUAUAUGUAGCUUUAUGAAGCUAGAUUGUGGAAGUUCAAGAAAGUUAUCAAGAUUUAUGUUUACCAGUGAACAGCAUAGUUUUGAAUAAUAGUUUUGAAUUGAUAACUUCAACCCUUUAAGGCUGAAAGUUUCAGCUUAAUGGCAAAGGCUAAACUUUAAAAACCAAAACAAACUGUUCAGGUUUUUCCUCAAUUAAUUUUGUCAAAGGACAGUCUGUGUUAAAUAAUAAACAAUCAUGGGUGGAUUCUUUUCAACACACACUGCUGUUGAAAAAACAUUUCGCAAGAACCAAGAAUAUAUCAGCGAGAUGAAUAAACUUAAGAUGGAACGAUGGAUUCAAAUGCAAUACCAAAUAAAGCAAAGAGAAAAAGCAUUAGAGAUAGCAAGGAAUCGAGAGUUGUUUAUUUGGAUGUUUGGAUUUUAUGUCGUAGCUGCAUCUGGGAUUGUUUCAAAAUUUGCUCGAGUGAAACGCCCAGCAGUGUUGACUCCUCUUAUUCCUCUAUCGUUCAUCACACUUUAUGUUGGUGAUUUGGGUUACGGGUCAAAACUUCAGAGAAUUCAUGCGGAAGCUGAGAUGAUUAUGGAACAUGAACAUGAACUUCUUAAUUUCCCAAUGGGACUCCCAACAGUUGCAAGCAUUGAUGCUGCUAGAGUUGAAUUGGACGAAGAGAGACGUCUUCAUCCUAAUCAUAUUUAAGUUACCAGACAGACCAUCCAAUGAUACGAUAACGUUUUAGUUUGGAACGUUCACGAAAUAUUCACAACAAGGUUCAACAUAAUUAAACUCGAAUAAAUUCAUACUUUUGUCGUUAAUGCUGUUUCUAUGUCGAGAUACUUUUAAUAAGAAAAAUUGAAAUUACGAUUACCAAACGUUUGGAAUUUUCAGCACAAAUUUAUAAAUUUAUAAAUGUUCUUUAACAAUAAUACUCGUGUCUUGCCGUCAUUUAUGAACAAAAGAAACAUGCGAAAGUUCUUAUUGUGAAGUGAAAAAGGUUCUAAAUAAUUAAGAUACUUAAAAUGCAUUUACAUACGUAGAAUCAAGAAGCUUUUCAUUUUCAUUGCAAAUCUUUAAUUGAAUAGCUUUGAUAUUUUUAAUUUUUAUCAGUUGUUAAUUAUUAAAGAUUUAUUAAAAAUAUUGCAAACUUUCUUCGAUUUUAAAUCUUUAAACUUUUAUUUGAAACUCAAAAAAAUCUUUAAUCAGUUUAACAAUCAAUUUGACUUGAAUGUUUUGUGCGAUUUUAUAACGAAAUCAAACUUAUGAAUGUGAUUUAUGCAAUAAAAAUAUGAAUAGAAAAUAAUAAACUUUUAUAACUCUUCGUUAGUUCCUGACGACUUCUCGGGUUUGGAGAACUUGAACGAUCCGAUAAUGUUAAUUUUUUGAUUGAUUUCUUCGCGCUUCUUAUCAGUCAUCUUGUUUUUCAAAAGUUUUGUCAUUCGUUCGUGUUGGUUGAGAACAAAAACUUCACCUUUCUCAAUCACACCGUUCAUCAAUGUUGUAUAAGUUUUUGAAAGUUUUUUAUUCUCUUCCUUCUCCAUGUUUUCAAUGAAUUCUGCAGCUUCUUUUACAAUGUCUUUUCUCUUAUCAGGUUGAUUGACGAAUUCCAUCGCCAUCUCAUCCAACUCUUUGGUACAUCCAGGAGCCAAAAUUGGGAUUUCAGUGUUCGCUUUUAAAAAUUCAUAAAGCCGUGAAAUUGUAACC